Messenger RNA from Polyodon spathula (Mississippi paddlefish), 6539 nucleotides. RefSeq names its product neurobeachin a (gene nbeaa). Gene Ontology annotation, molecular function: protein kinase binding. The coding region runs from base 334 to 5997 and encodes 1887 amino acids. The transcript has 45 exons. Gene Ontology annotation, biological process: intracellular protein localization. Lineage: Eukaryota; Metazoa; Chordata; Actinopteri; Acipenseriformes; Polyodontidae. The record is from RefSeq and is a predicted model, not a curated record. Gene Ontology annotation, cellular component: cytosol; membrane.
GUACCGCAGGCAGGGGGCGGCAACAUGGCGGAGUGAGCUGUAUCGGCUUCAAACGACAACACUAGCAACUGCACCGCUACUGGCUGACAUCUGCUAGCUAUUUAGAAAAAAGAUAGCACAUUCUGCUAAUCAUUUAGAAAUACAGUCUAACAGCGAGCAGCUUGCAUUUCAAAUCGUACGUGGUGCAAAGAGUGGAAUUUAAAAGGAAAAGAUAUAAUUUUUCUUGUUAUUAUUCCAGAAUUUUCUUUUUUUUUUUUCAUCUUGAUGCUUUUCUCAGUCGGAGGGUGAUAGAAGCAGGUGACACCGCAGCCGCUACUUCGGUUUCGGGUGGAAAUGUCGAGCGAGAAGCCGGUGUCGGUACCGGGUUCGGUUUCGCUCUCCGACCGAGAACCUCUCCCUGGUCUUGGCCAGCAAGGUGCUGCUGUCUCCGCUGCCGGGGAGGUGAUGGUGUCGGGUUCGGGUUCGAUGGUUCUGCCGGCCGGGGUGAUUAACCCCUCAGUCCCGAUCCGGAAUAUCAAGAUGAAAUUCGCCGUCUUGAUCGGACUGAUCCAGGUCGGAGAGGUUAGCAACAGGGACAUCGUCGAGACUGUUCUGAACCUGCUCGUCGGUGGGGAGUUUGAUUUGGAGAUGAACUUCAUCAUCCAGGAUGCUGAAAGCAUAGCGUGCAUGGUGGAGCUGCUGGAGCAUUGUGAUGUCACUUGCCAGGCAGAAAUCUGGAGCAUGUUCACCGCUAUUCUGCGGAAGAGCGUCCGCAAUCUACAGACCAGCACGGAGGUCGGCCUUAUAGAACAGGUGCUGCUAAAAAUGAGCACAGUCGAUGACAUGAUAGCAGAUCUUUUGGUUGAUAUGUUGGGAGUUCUUGCCAGUUACAGCAUUACUGUCAAGGAACUGAAGCUUCUGUUCAGCAUGUUGCGAGGAGACAGUGGACUGUGGCCAAGGCACGCAGUCAAGUUGCUGUCAGUUUUGAAUCAAAUGCCACAAAGACACGGCCCAGACACCUUUUUCAACUUUCCAGGUCGAAGUGCUGCAGCCAUCGCAUUGCCUCCUAUUGCUAAGUGGCCUUACCAAAAUGGCUUUACUCUCAACACCUGGUUUCGAAUGGACCCCCUGAAUAAUAUCAACGUAGACAAGGACAAACCUUAUCUUUAUUGCUUUCGUACAAGCAAAGGGAUUGGUUACUCUGCACAUUUUGUUGGAAACUGUUUGAUCGUCACAUCCCUGAAGUCAAAAGGCAAAGGUUUUCAGCACUGCGUGAAAUACGAUUUCCAGCCCCGGAAAUGGUAUAUGAUCAGCAUCGUUCACAUUUACAACCGCUGGAGAAACAGUGAAAUUCGGUGUUAUGUAAAUGGACAGCUAGUUUCCUAUGGUGACAUGGCCUGGCAUGUUAACACCAAUGACGUAAAGUUGGAUAAAUGCUUCCUGGGUUCUUCUGAGACUGCUGAUGCUAAUAGAGUGUUCUGUGGUCAGCUAGGAGCAGUUUACGUGUUCAGUGAAGCACUCAAUCCAGCACAGAUAUUUGCAAUACAUCAACUCGGACCUGGGUACAAGAGUACAUUUAAAUUCAAGUCAGAAAGCGACAUUCACCUGGCAGAACAUCACAAGCAAGUUCUUUAUGAUGGAAAGCUUGCUAGCAGUAUAGCUUUUACCUACAACGCCAAGGCUACAGAUGCUCAGCUCUGUCUUGAGUCCUCACCAAAGGAAAACCCUUCCAUUUUUGUACACUCACCCCAUGCUCUCAUGCUUCAGGAUGUGAAGGCUAUAGUGACUCAUUCAAUCCAUAGUGCAAUCCAUUCAAUUGGGGGGAUUCAGGUUCUCUUCCCACUGUUUGCUCAGCUGGACUACCGUCAACAAAACGACAGUCAAGUGGAAACUACAGUCUGUGCAACCCUUUUGGCGUUUCUGGUUGAGCUGUUAAAGAGUUCAGUAGCCAUGCAAGAACAAAUGUUGGGUGGAAAAGGGUUCUUGGUGAUUGGCUAUCUCUUGGAAAAGUCAUCAAGAAUUCACAUAACCCGUGCUGUCCUAGAGCAAUUUCUGUCCUUUGCAAAAUACCUCGAUGGUUUGACACAUGGAGCACCAUUAUUAAAGCAACUGUGUGACCACAUCCUGUUUAACGCAGCCAUCUGGAUUCACACUCCUGCAAAGGUCCAGCUGUCUCUGUAUACCUAUUUAUCUGCUGAGUUCAUUGGCACAGCCACCAUUUACACUACCAUCCGCAGAGUAGGCACAGUCCUGCAGCUGAUGCACACCCUCAAAUAUUACUACUGGGCGAUCAACCCAGUGGACAGCAGUGGUAUCACUCCCAAAGGGUUAGAUGGUCCUCGUCCAUUACAGAAGGAAAUCAUAUCCCUGCGAGCUUUUAUGCUGUUGUUUUUAAAACAACUUAUAUUAAAGGAUCGUGGUGUUAAGGAAGACGAACUGCAAAGUAUUCUGAACUACUUGUUGACAAUGCACGAGGAUGAAAAUAUCCACGAUGUUCUCCAGCUGCUUGUCGCUCUCAUGUCAGAGCAUCCAGCAUCCAUGAUACCUGCCUUUGAUCAGAGGAAUGGAAUAAGGGUCAUCUACAAGUUGCUGGCCUCCAAGAGUGAAAGCAUCAGAGUUCAAGCCCUCAAAGUUCUGGGCUAUUUCCUUAAGCACCUGGGUCAUAAAAGGAAGGUGGAGAUCAUGCAUACACACAGUCUCUUCACCCUUCUCGGGGAACGGCUAAUGCUUCACACCAACACUGUGACUGUGACAACGUACAACACACUGUAUGAGAUUCUGACUGAACAAGUGUGCACUCAAGUAGUGCAUAAGCCACACCCAGAACCAGACUCAACUGUAAAAAUUCAGAAUCCAAUGAUUCUUAAGGUGGUGGCAACGUUAUUGAAAAAUUCGACGCCAAGCACAGAACUCAUGGAAGUCCGUCGUCUGUUUUUGUCUGAUAUGAUAAAGCUGUUUAGUAACAGUCGGGAGAACAGGCGGUGUCUCCUUCAGUGUUCUGUCUGGCAAGACUGGAUGUUUUCUCUCGGCUACAUCAAUGCAAAAAACCCAGAGGAGCAGAAGAUCACAGAGAUGGUGUACAACAUCUUCCGGAUUCUCCUGUAUCAUGCAAUCAAAUACGAGUGGGGAGGCUGGCGAGUCUGGGUAGACACACUCUCUAUAGCACAUUCAAAGGUACCCAGUUUCUGCUUUGGAAUCGACGAACCAGAUGCAAACAUCAAGGAUCUGGUUCCAGUGAGGACUAAAUGUUCUGCUGACCUAUUGGUCUCCCACGCUCUGAUGACUAAUGGUGUUGACUGUGUUGUUUGCCCAUGCAGGAGUGUAGUUGUGCCAGUGAAGAAGCCCCCACCUGGCAGCCUGGCAGUGAACACGGUUGGUGCAGCCAGCGCGGCAGGAGGUCUUGCUUCUGGAAGCACACCGAAUAUAUUUGCUGCAGCAUCAGCGACACCAAAAAGCAUGAUCAACACAACAGGUGCAGCAGAGUCUGCCUCCACAUCAUCGUCCUCUUCCUCCAGUUUUGUGAAUGGUGCUACCAGCAAAAAUCUUCCAGCGGUUCAGACUGUUGCCCCAAUGCCAGAGGACACUGUUGAAAACAUGAGCAUCACAACAAAGCUGGAACGUGCUCUUGAAAAAGUGGCUCCUCUUUUGCGUGAGAUCUUUGUAGACUUUGCACCCUUCCUUUCCCGCACGCUUCUUGGCAGCCAUGGUCAGGAGUUGCUGAUAGAAGGUCUGGUUUGCAUGAAAUCAAGUACCUCGGUAGUGGAGCUUGUCAUGCUGUUGUGUUCACAGGAAUGGCAAAACUCAAUACAGAAGAAUGCAGGACUUGCGUUUAUUGAACUCAUCAACGAAGGAAGACUGCUGUGCCAUGCCAUGAAGGACCACAUAGUCCGUGUUGCCAAUGAGGCUGAGUUCAUUCUGAACAGACAGAGGGCUGAAGAUGUUCACAAGCAUGCUGAGUUCGAGUCCAAUUGUGCCCAGUAUGCUGCUGACAGGAGGGAAGAGGAGAAGAUGUGUGACCAUCUUAUUAGUGCUGCCAAACACAGGGAUCAUGUGACUGCCAAUCAGCUGAAACAGAAAAUCCUAAAUAUCUUGACAAACAAACAUGGAGCCUGGGGAACCCUCUCUCAAAGCCCACUGCAUGAUUUUUGGCGCCUCGACUACUGGGAAGAUGACCUGAGGAGGAGACGGCGUUUUGUGCGCAAUGCCUUUGGGUCCACCCACCCGGAAGUCAUGCUGAAAGCAGUGGAGGAUUAUGCUACAGAUGAAGAUGAUAUAGUGAAGUCAAAGAAAACAUUCCGAAGCCAAGCGGUGGUAAACCAGAAUGCAGAAACUGAGCUCAUGCUGGAGGGGGAUGAUGAUGCCAUCAGCCUUUUACAAGAGAAGGAGAUUGACAACCUAGCAGCACGUUUCCUUCCCAGAGUAUUUACAUCAAGAGGUCCUGUUGUUCUGAGCACUCCGGCCCAGCUUAUUGUCCCGGUUAUUGUGGCUAAAGGGACGCUCUCCAUCACUACAACUGAGAUCUAUUUCGAAGUGGAUGAAGAUGACCCCGCUUUUAAAAAGAUCGACCCCAAAGUCCUGUCAUACUCAGAAGGCCUACAUGGAAAAUGGAUGUUCAGCGAGAUCCGAGCGGUGUUCUCCAGGAGAUACCUUCUCCAGAACACUGCUUUGGAAGUGUUCAUGGCCAACAGAACUUCUGUUAUGUUCAACUUUCCCGAUCAGGCAACAGUGAAGAAAGUUGUGUACAGCUUGCCCCGGGUUGGAGUUGGCACCAGCUAUGGUUUACCACAAGCCAGGAGAAUCUCCUUGGCCACCCCUCGGCAGCUCUUCAAGUCCUCCAACAUGACACAGCGCUGGCAGAGACGGGAGAUUUCCAACUUUGAGUACUUGAUGUUCCUCAACACUAUAGCAGGGCGGACAUACAAUGAUUUAAACCAGUACCCUGUGUUUCCAUGGGUUUUAACCAACUAUGAGUCAGAAGAGGUUGACCUGACCCUACCCGGCAACUUCAGGGACCUCUCAAAGUUAACUGUGUGCUGUGUGUGGAAAGCCCUUCUUGAUGACAUGUGUGUCUGUGCAGGCCUCAGGGGAGCCCCGGGAUACUCUCUGGAACAGGCCCAUCACCUGCCCAUUGAAAUGGAUCCAUUAAUUGCCAAUAACUCGGGUAUGAACAAGAGGCAAAUCACAGACUUGGUGGACCAGAGCAUCCAGAUCAACACUCACUGUUUUGUGGUGACUGCUGAUAACCGCUACAUCCUGGUCUGUGGCUUCUGGGACAAGAGCUUUAGAGUUUACUCCACAGAAACAGGGAAACUGACUCAAAUAGUGUUCGGUCACUGGGAUGUAGUGACAUGUCUGGCUCGGUCCGAGUCCUAUAUUGGGGGCGACUGCUACAUAGUGUCGGGGUCCCGGGACGCCACCCUGCUGCUGUGGUACUGGAGCGGACGACACCACAUCAUCGGAGACAAUCCCAAUAACAGUGACUACCCUGCACCGAGAGCCGUCCUGACAGGUCACGAUCAUGAGGUGGUCUGUGUGUCUGUUUGCGCAGAGCUGGGCCUGGUCAUCAGCGGAGCCAAAGAGGGGCCAUGCUUGGUGCACACCAUUACAGGAGACCUCCUCAGAGCCUUGGAGGGGCCAGAGAACUGCCUCUGCCCACGUCUCAUUUCAGUGUCCAGCGAGGGCCACUGUAUCAUCUGCUAUGAACGGGGAAGGUUCUGCAAUUUCAGCAUCAAUGGAAAACUCUUGGCGCAGAUGGAGAUCAAUGAUUCCACCAGGGCCAUACUCCUAAGCAGUGAUGGACAGAACCUGGUUACAGGAGGUGACAAUGGAGUGGUGGAGGUGUGGCAAGCCUGUGACUUCAAACAGCUAUAUAUAUACCCUGGCUGCGACGCUGGCAUCAGGGCAAUGGACUUAUCACAUGAUCAAAGGACUCUGAUAACUGGAAUGGCUUCUGGGAGCAUUGUCGCUUUUAACAUUGAUUUUAACCGAUGGCACUAUGAACAUCAGAACAGAUACUGAAUGCAGACUAAAGACUGGCUGCCGUGGGAAUGUGAGGUGCUGCAGGGAGCGUCCAGUCUAGACAAGAGAACAACAUCAUAGAGACUUCCUCGCCCUCUGAUGUACAUUCCAUUACACUAGCAAUAGCAGUCCACUGUAGUCAGAAACCUUUCUAUUUUGUGUUUUCUUUCACGCCUGAGCACCAGCUGCUACCAAGCUAGCUUGUAUCAUGUAAAUUCAUGAAAAUCGAAAUGGAUUCUGCAAGUCAUAUUUCAUAUUUCCAAUGCCUUUUAUAUUGAGGAGGGGUGGAAACUUGCGUUGUAAAGACCUUGGAAGAUAAAAAAAAAAAAAAAAGUGUCCAGUUAAAAAAGAAAGAAAAUGAAUACAUGAAUAAAUAAAUAAACAAAACGAUAAUUAUUUUAGAUUUAACUUUUCGUCGUAAUUUCAGUCAUAUUUUUCAAGCUGUGAAAAAAAAAUAUCCCAUUUGAUACUUUGUACACCCGUUGCAAAGCUUACCUUAAAGGGAUACUUUUGUAAAAGUAAAACCUUGUAUAAAAAAAAAA